AGUAAGUAUAUAAGCCGGCGUGGAAAAAGAGGGAUCCCAUCUCCGAGGAUUAGCAGCUUUCUCCGAAAAAAAAAAUGGGGAAGAAAAAAAAAAAGAUUACUGUGUUGUUAAGCAAAUUAAAGCAGGAGACUCACUCAGCUCCUCCAAAGCGCGAUUAAGGAUGAAAACACAAUUAUGAUCACAACUUGUACAGCCUUUUUACUGAUGGAAUGGUUUCUUAUUUAUGUAGCAGAUGAAGCCCACAACCCGUGCCAUCCCCUCUAUAGAUUUUUUUUUUUUUUUUCCUGCGGGCGUCUCCCUGUCACACAGUUAGGAGGUUGGGUGCCCGCUGAUGUCAAGAGACAGUGAUCUGCACUUAUGAGGGGCGGGCGCUGCCAAGGUCUGACAGAGAGCAGUCGGCUGGUUUCUCCACUUCCAUCUGAACAUUAAGAAGGGAAGUGAAAAGACACGGGGCAGCUGGAAAAGCGGGUCGGACUAUACCGGUAGUUGCUCACACCAAGUUCUGCUCUGCAGCAAAACAAAACAGAGCAGCAGCAACAAAAUGGCAAGUUCUGCCUCUUUGGACGCAGUGAUGUCCUGCGGAAGGACUGGACCGUCCGCGGCUCCCAAAACCCUGGCUUUCUCCAUAGACUGGAUCAUGUCCAAGAGCUCGGAGCCGAAAGGGAGCGCGGAGGAACGGUCAGAAGGGAAAAGGCUACUGGGGCUCUGCUCCCCAAUUCCUUGCAUGAUCCCGUUACAGCCCUUCAGCUACGACCUCCAAGCCAAGGCGCUGAUGAGCUAUUCGGAGCUGUGGAGAGCCAGUCUCAGGGGAAGUUUUUGCGGCUCCCCAGCCGCUCCCUGCAAAGGAAACUGCGGCUUGUGCGGGAAAGCGGAUCCGGGCCUAAAACAGCCGCUUCUGACGUCAGGGAACAGGGUAGUAAAACCACAGGCUCUGAACCAGGCCGUGGCCGUGCCUAGCAGCGGCUCGCUCUACUAUUUCAAUUACCUGGACUCUACAUACCAGCAGUCGGAGCUGCUGGCCGGACAAUGGCUCUCCAGCUCGCAGGCCCAGGCCUCUCUGUCGGCGCACCACAGACUCUUUCUGCUGGAAAAUGCCAAACUGGCCGGUGUGGGAACCGACAAGCUGCCCACACCUCAAUAUCCACACAAGGAACAUCUGCCAGGGCAGCUUGACCAGAUAGUGAAGGAGAACCAUGGCCUUACGGCUGAAAAAAGCAGCAUAAAGACGCACAACAAACUCAGCAGCAGCGGCAGCAGCAGUGGUGACGGAAAACCCAAAAAUUUCACCUGCGAAGUGUGUGGAAAGGUUUUUAAUGCGCAUUACAACCUGACCAGACACAUGCCGGUGCACACCGGGGCCCGGCCCUUCGUGUGUAAAGUGUGCGGGAAAGGAUUUCGGCAAGCCAGCACGCUGUGCAGACACAAGAUCAUCCACACACAGGAAAAGCCUCACAAAUGCAACCAGUGUGGGAAAGCCUUCAACAGAAGUUCGACGCUCAACACUCACGUGCGGAUCCACGCAGGGUACAAACCGUUUGUCUGCGAGUUCUGCGGGAAAGGCUUCCACCAGAAAGGAAACUACAAGAACCACAAGCUGACACAUAGCGGGGAAAAGCAGUACAAGUGCUCGAUCUGCAACAAGGCCUUCCACCAGAUCUACAACCUGACUUUCCACAUGCACACACAUAAUGACAAGAAGCCCUUCACCUGCACCACUUGUGGCAAGGGUUUCUGCCGCAACUUCGACCUGAAGAAGCACAUCAGGAAACUGCACGACAAUGGCUUCUCUGCAGCUUCAGAGGUCUCCAGAGAGUUGCAGAGCUGAGCCACCACUUGCUUCCUGCAAUAACUGUAUAGCUGGCUUACUAUGGGCUCUGCACACCGAGCAGUUUUUAAGGCCUGACAAGGAAGUGGGGGAGUCCAAAAAACUGGACAUGAUUCCUUGAAAAGAAAGGCUCUCGUGAGUGCAGGAAUGCUGCAUGGAAUAACAAACAUACCAGUAAAAUAUCCACCUAACGCUGAGUCCCUAUCUGUACAAAUAUUAUAGGGAUUUUUUUUUUUCUGUCCAGAUAGAAUUUCUUCAUGCAUUUCCACUUAAAAGCAACAGACUGAGGGAGAAAUCAUCUGUCCCCAUGAUGACACUGUAAAUAAUAGGUUAUAAUAAUAAUAAUAAUAAUAAUAAUAAUAAUAAUAAUAAUAAUAAUAAUAAUAAUAACAAUAAUAAUAAUAAUAAUAACAUUAUUUAAAAUAUGAAUAAUCUGGGUGGUGCAUUGCCAUUUUGUUUAUUUCACAGAAAAAUUGUUAAUGUGAAUAAAUAAGUUAACUUAUAAUGGAAACUGAAUGUCUGAGCCAUGUUGUUUGCAUUUUGAAGGAAUUUGAAAAUAAAAUUAUUAUAUGAUGAAA
Archocentrus centrarchus (flier cichlid) is the source of this 2403-nucleotide messenger RNA. RefSeq names its product FEZ family zinc finger 2 (gene fezf2). Lineage: Eukaryota; Metazoa; Chordata; Actinopteri; Cichliformes; Cichlidae. Gene Ontology annotation, cellular component: nucleus. The transcript has 5 exons. Gene Ontology annotation, molecular function: DNA-binding transcription factor activity, RNA polymerase II-specific. The record is from RefSeq and is a predicted model, not a curated record. The coding region runs from base 542 to 1825 and encodes 427 amino acids. Gene Ontology annotation, biological process: regulation of transcription by RNA polymerase II.